CCGGCCUCGCCCCGCUCCGCUCUCUGCCUUUUCCCCGCCCGCCGCCGCCGUUGCCCCUUCUCGCAGUCGUCGACGUUUCGUUUCGGUUCUCUUCGCCAUGUCCUCCGAACCGGCCCCGGUUACCGCAGCAACCCCCCCCGAGCAAUCCCUCGAUCAGCCUGUUAAGCCGGCGAGCAGCGGGGAGGCCCCGGAGCAUCGGGCGCUGGUGCUGACGGGUUUCGGUGGCUACGAGAAGGUGAAGGUGCAGACGCGGCGGAGCAGCAGCCCCGGGCUCGGGGAGCUCACGGUGCGCGUCCGUGCGUGCGGCCUCAACUUCGCCGACGUGAUGAUGCGGCAGGGGCUGUACGACCGCUUGCCGUCUCUGCCUUUCUGCCCCGGCAUGGAGUGCGCCGGUAUCGUGUGCGCCGUGGGCGAGGAGGUCCGCGACCGCCAGGUUGGAGAUAAGGUGAUGAUCCUGGCCAGGACUGGGCUCUGGCAAGAAGUUGUGAAUGUGCCCGCUGUGCAGACAUUCCUGAUGCCUGAUGGGAUGAGCUUUGAGGAAGCAGCUGCUCUUCCUGUCAACUACAUCACUGCCUACAUGAUCCUGUUUGACUUUGGCAACCUAAGACCUGACCAGAGCAUCCUCAUCCACAUGGCUGCAGGUGGUGUGGGAACUGCUGCCAUCCAGCUGUGCAAGACUGUGGAAAAUGUCACCAUUUUUGGCACUGCAUCUGCCUCCAAGCAUGAUUCACUCAAAGAGAGCGGAGUUGCUCACCCCAUUGACUACAGAACUAUGGAUUAUGCAGAGGAGGUCCGGAAAAUCUCUCCCAAAGGUGUUGACAUUGUCAUGGACCCCCUGGGAGGAUCUGACACAUCCAAAGCAUUUCACCUGCUGAAGCCAAUGGGUAAAGUCAUCACUUAUGGGGUAGCAAACCUGAUCACUGGGCAGAAGAAGAACCUCGUGGCCAUGGCUAAAACUUGGUGGAACCAGUUCAGUAUCAAUGCCAUACAGCUUCUACACCAUAAUAAGGCUAUAUGUGGUUAUGAUCUUGGAAAUAUGGAUGAAGAAUACAAACUUAUCACAGGUGUUGUACUCAAGCUGAUUAACCUGUACAAUCAAGGAAAGAUCAAGCCCAAAAUAGACUCUGUGUGGUCCUUUGAUCAGGUGGCAGAUGCCAUGAAACACAUGCAAGAGAAGAAGAACAUUGGAAAGGUCAUCCUGGUUCCUGAGGCACCCAAGGAAGAAUCCAAAAAGGCAGAGAACUAAGGAGAGAGAUGUGUGCUGAUUGUGAGUUCACGGUUUAACUUGCUGCUCUCUUUGGGGCCUGGAAUUGGACAGAUGAGUAGCUUCCAUUAUUACCAGUAUAAGAACAUUGUGGUUAAAGCUCAGAUGAAGUUUGCAUGCUCUUGCUGUGACUGACCUUCUGCAGAUAUGUCUUCUGCCCUAGCUCUCCGUUUUGAAGCCUGGUUAUUUUGUACAUUUUUGAAUCUCUUUCUUUCUUACUUGAGUUCUCAACUAAUGUUAUUUUUUUUUCUGGCAGCAUAGCUGCAACUUUGAGGCAGUUGAUGCUUAAUAGCUGCAUAGACUGUCACUGUGAAGAUGUAAAAUGCUAUACUGCCAGGCAUCUCCACAGACCCCCAGCCCAUGCUGGAGCACUUGCACUGCCACCUUUGAGAAGCGUGCUCAGCAGAAGAAGGGGCCAGGCUGAGAAUGCUUCUUAAUAGCCAGAGGAACAGCAUGGCUUCUUCAGUUUAAUUCCAGCCCUGGCUUUUCCUCUGUUCACACUAAAUGUGCUUACUUCCCUCUGCUUUCACAGGCCUCUAACACCAGUAAGAUAAUAACAAAUCACAUUGUCUUUGCCUCAUAAAUAACCAUCCUGGCAUUCUGGAGUCCUUAGGGUAUUGCAUUUAAUUUGUAGUCACUUCUCUGUGUGGUGUAUAAGGAACCUGGCAGGCUGUGCUGCUCUGUGAGUACAGAAGAAAAGUUUCAGUUGAAUAACUUGAUGCUGUUCAGUUAUUGAUUUCAAACUGUAAAGAGAGACCUAAACUGUGUCUGAUUGUUAGAGACCACAAGGACUGAACUGUGUCUCAGAUGACUGGAAUGUUUGAUGUUGGAUCUAUGCUUCAUUAAUAUUAGACUUCAAGUUGAUAUUGCUAAGACUAAACUUCACCCUUGUCUUUGUGUUUCCAAGACCUACAGUGUUGAAUCAGACUUCAGCAAGAUGGGACCAAAUAAGCCUGGUUUUGCUUGCUUUGUUCUGUGUGCUGAGGAGACAUAGCAAAGCAGCCUGCUUUGUGGGGCUCUGGGUUCCAUGUGUAACAAAUCUCCUGGUGUCAGCUGUCAGCCCCCUUCCAGCGCUGAGGCUUUAAGAAAUGCCUAGGGUGCUCUUCCUGAGCUAGAACUUAGUUUCUCUUCCUUUUUUCUAUCUUCAUUGUGUUUGGAAACAGAAAUGUACAUACACCCAAAGCUAGUUCUGUGAGGACUUCCCCUUCGUGCUCCACCUGGCUUCCAGCCCUGGGUGACCACAGUGUGGUAGGUGCUUGCUUUAGCAGUUUGAGGCUUUGUUGUGGAUUAUAGAUGCUGCAGUGCUUUAGGCUCCAUUUGGGUUUUUAAAAGGAAAACCUGAGGGCAUCAAGGAGCACUGCCUGUUGUGGGUGAGGUCAGGCUGCAGAAACAAAUGUUGGCUGCUUGGAGUCCUGCCUGUCCUGACUCCAAAGAGGGAAGGGGAUGCAUGGGCAAGUGGACCCAUUGGUGAAGCUCCUCAUCUGCUGGAGAACAAACACUUUCAGGGGGUGGGAGGGGUCCCAAGCAGAUUAAGUGUGCGAGUUCUUCUUCUCUGUUUCCAAACCAGUGCUGUUAGCAUCAGUUCAGCUUGAAUUUCAGGUGCUUAGUUCUGGUGCCUAUUAAAAUGCCUGGGCAGAUACUCUAGAGGACUUACUCUGCCUAGCUUUAACACAGCCUCAUUACCUAUGGUCCUAGAGAAGGGCCAUAUGUCCGGGCACAGACACCCAUUGUUCCAUCUGUUGCACAUGUGAACACCACCAACAAUAACAUGGUCACAUGAAAUUCAGAAGCACAACUUCUGACAUCUCUGAAUCCAGAAUCUUGCUGUUUCUCCUUCUAACCUGCCCCUAUCUUGCUAAUUUAGAUUAAAUCCAACAGUGUCUAAUGGAGCUUUACCAAAUCUGACAACAGAAUGGCUGUCUAAGCUGCUGCAUUGGAAAGUCUCCUUUGUGGAACCUGACUUCACCUUGAUGAAAGAGCAGCAUGCUCAAAUGGCAUACCAUGCCACACAUCUUCAGGUUCUGCAGCUGUAAAAGGGAAAUCUCUCCAGUUGUUUUUACCAUAACAUCAUUUUCUUGCUUUAUUGUCAGCCAGGAGUAUGCUCAGUGCCUUACUUGGAUGGCUUUGGAUUAGGCAGCAUUUUCACUGCCCAGGCCCUCUUUAUGGAAUGUAGAAGAGGAGUGGGAGUUCUGCAGCGUGCUGCCAGGCCUCUCUGCCUUGCUGCCUUAUGAUACACCACAGUGUAGCAUCUUGGUGCCUUCUUUUGCAUGUCUGUAAGGACUGGGAAGUCACUGGAGCCUCUUCCAUUCUGGCCUUUCAAAGUACUGCCAAAAAACAUUAUCACUCUUGCUCUAUUUUGUGAACACUAUUGUUGUAGUUUGACUUAGCGUGAAUAUAACUCUCUUUGCAAGUGUCAUGGGCUGUGUAUGGCUCUCCUGGACAUCUGUGCUCCUGCAGCCAAAAGAGCUGCCUUGUAGCUGCUGCUUUAUUGCAGCUCUUACUCGCAGGGUGAAAGUUUAGCUCAGAGCCAGUCCUCAAGUGAGGCUUUAUCAGCUGCUCUGCCUUGGCUCCCUGGAAAAAAUCAGGGCUCCCUGUGCUCUUAGGGGAGCUGCUCAUGUAUUUGCUACCUGCAUAUGCCUGAAAGCCUUAUCAGGGUGAGUACUAAUCCAUUGUUACAGCCUUCUGUUAGAGCUGAGCACUGUUUUUAUUUCCCUUAGUAUCAACCACGUUUUCUACAGACAGGCCAGGGUUAAUGCUCUGUUCUAGUUUUGUUUUAGUAGUCCUUAUAUUUACUUUUUUAACAGAUAAACAUUUUAUGUAUCAAUAACCUAUGUAAAACAACUUCAAGUGUCUUAAUGAAUUAAAGUUAACCAGCACAUUUGUACACUUAAGGACCAAAGCAAAACAAAGAAAAAAAUCAUUCCAUUCAGUGUUGCUUAACUGUUUAGGGCAAAGUCAUACUGUCAAGGAAAUGGGAGAUGCCUGUUCUUAAAUUGUGAGUGCCAUUACUGCAUUCAGAAGUGCAAUUCAGUGUUGAUUUACAUUGUCUGAUCCAAAGGUUAUGCUAUGAGGAGAGAUGUCCAGGUGAAAAGCAUAAGUAAUUGGAAGGUAAGUGUAGGAGAGGCUCCCCUAGCCCUGGCAGGGGUGCCAGUCCUACUGUUAACUCCAAUGCUAUUGCUAUAGUUGCAUUCCCAGACUGGUACUUUUAGGCUUGGGCAAAAUGCAACCCCCUUUGCUAUCAUCAAGCAACUUUUGUCACCUCUGACUCUUCAGUUUCUCUCUAGUUCAUUUUUCUUGCAUGCCAAGUGUAGGGAUAGGAAGGAAAGCAGCCUUAGUUGAAAGAACAAAGAACAUGACCCCCUCUAAGUGCUCUGGGCUGGGGAGGGGUUUAGCUGUGUAUUUUCUUUUUUUUUAUUAUUAUUAAUUUUUUUUUCCAACUGUAUUAAACUAAAAUUGAAGGAUCAGUGGCAAGACAAAGCCAGUGUGAGCCUCAGGCUUUAAUCAGCACAGAAUGUUGGCCACUUGCAGCUGCUAUCAGGCCAAGUGUGAAAGCACUAUUGUUGCCUAAUGAAGUCUCUUCUGUAUGAAACCCUGGUGAUGGCAAAGUGACUGGCAAGUUGUGAUGUGAAAUGCAUUAGACUGAGCCUCUUACAGCAUAUGGUCUGAUCUGUACUGUCUGAGUUAUGUUGAUGUGCAAAUAUGUGAUAUGAGUGAUGCUCACCCUACAGACACUUGGAAAAUCUUUGUUUAAAAAUGUAUUCUGCUUUGUAUAACCAAGUGAGACAGAAAGCAAGUGUGCCAAUGCUGUUUACAUGACUAUAAUGUGUAAUGCUCCUCCAUCUAAUGUUUCCAUAUGCCUUAUGUGUUUAAAAUGUUAAUUAAAGCAUAACAAAACCCUCA
Messenger RNA from Coturnix japonica (Japanese quail), 5164 nucleotides. RefSeq names its product vesicle amine transport 1 (gene VAT1). NCBI's taxonomy places the organism in Eukaryota, Metazoa, Chordata, Aves, Galliformes, Phasianidae. Gene Ontology annotation, biological process: negative regulation of mitochondrial fusion. Gene Ontology annotation, molecular function: zinc ion binding; oxidoreductase activity. Gene Ontology annotation, cellular component: mitochondrial outer membrane. The record is from RefSeq and is a predicted model, not a curated record.